CCGGCUGUGCCCAGAGGGAAGGUGAGAGGUGCAGAGUGGCGGAAGGUGCUGGGUGCACUGGCUCUGAAGUGUGCCCUUUGGGCUGCAGAGCUGCCUGACUUGGACACAGGACCCCGUGCCACCUCGCCCUGCCUUUGACUUGCAGCCUUGGUCUGUGGUGACCCCAGAGCUCAUCCUCCCUGGUGUAGGUGGACUAACUGGCAGCCCUUCUGCUGGGUGCAGAGGCCGGGCUGGCCAGGCAGCCAUGGCUGAUGAGAAGACCUUCCGAAUCGGCUUCAUCGUGCUGGGGCUCUUCCUGCUGUCCCUCGGCACGUUCCUCAUGAGCCACGAUCGGCCCCAGGUCUACGGCACCUUCUAUGCCAUGGGCAGUGUCAUGGUGAUUGGGGGCGUCAUCUGGAGCCUGUGCCAGUGCUACCCCAAGGUCACUUUUGUGCCCGCUGACUCUGACUUCCAAGGCAUCCUGUCUCCAAAGGCCCUGCUGGAGAACGGACUCACUGCAGAAACGAAGAGCCCCCAGAUCCCCUACACCAGGCUGUGGGAGGAGGCUGCCUACGACCAGAGCCUGCCCGACUUCAGCCACAUCCAUGGGAAGGCCACUGGCUACCACGGGGACUCCCACCCGCUGCUGGCCCCCAAGCUGGAGCCGAGGACCGGGGAUGGCGGCACAGGUGGCCCUGGAGAGGCUCAGGCCUGGGUGGAGGCGGCUGUGGUCGUCCAUAGAGGCUUGGAUGAGAGUGAGGGAAAGAGGACCCGGACUCAGAGCGGCCGCAGCCUGCCAGGCUACCCCCAGGGCCCUGCACCCUUGGCCUCCUUCCAAGACGACCUGGACAUGGGCUUGAGUGAAGGUAGCAGCCCCAACCCAUCUCUGCCUGAUGGAGAGGCCCCCAGGUCCCCGCAGCAGGAGCCUAGGGCCCGCAGAGGCCCACUGGAUAACUUCUGUGAUGCUGCCCUGAUCGAUGACGCCCCCACGCUGGAGGAUGCCCGACAGGGGCAGAGGCAGGAGGUAAUCCUGCUCAGCAGCUGGCAGCAGUACCCCAGGAGGAAAGAGGGGGACGGGGAGGAGAAGGCCUCGCACACAGGUGUGGAGGAGCCUGAGGUGGAAGAGGAGGACUUAUACUAUGGGCUGCCUGACAGCCCUGGUGACCCCCUUCCGGACAAGGAACUAGGCUUUGAGCCUGAUGUCCAGGGCUGGGAUGGAGCUGCUCCCUAGUUCCCCGCCAGGAUCAUUGUGAACCCCCUUUGAACUCACUGGUUUCUGCAGAUGAAGAACUGCAAGCAGGAGAGACAAAUGAGGUGGGGGCUCCCCUGAGAGCGUCUCAGGGGCUGUCAGGGAACCUGGGGAGGGGUGGUUGCUCUCUGGACAAUCGCUCUAAUGGUUCCUUUUCUCAGACAAACUGAAGGCGAAACAUGAUGUGAUGAGUAUUUACAGCAGCCAGGUCCUCAAAACCCUUUCCCAUCCUCCAGAGCUGGCCUCAUGGUGCUGUCUGUGCCCAGAUCUUCUGCACUGGCCCCUGAUACCUAAUCAAUAGAGUGGCCCAUCUCACCAGGGCUGUCCGUGUCCUCCCUGGCCCAGGGCUCCUGCUGAUUCUGUGCUGGGAUCCCUGACUUUCUGUGGCUGGCCCUGCCAACCUCUGACCUCAGCCCUGACAGCCCCACCAUGACCUCUAGCCCCAUCCUGCAGCCCAGGCUUGGGCUUGUCUCCCCCAGGCCACCCUUGGCUUCUUCGCAGAGGGGACCUGCGCUCCCCUGCAUGCUUCUCCUGAUGUCACAGCUCCUAGAGUGGGACCAAGCUUGCUCUGCUUGGUCCCUCUGAGCUGGACACUCCUGCUGUGGCACCCUGCCUGCCUCCCGCUCCAGUUGGCAUCCUGCUUUACCCACCUUGGCACUUGCAGUGACCUGAGCUGUGGCCAUUGAGGCAAUGUGGAAUUCAAAGUCCCAGGCACCUUCUGCAGCUAGGGUCGCCAUCCCUACUUCACGACCCUUCAGCCUCCUGGGUCCCUGACCUCCAACACCCUGUGCAGUCUCGGGGCAGGCAACAACCCAGACAAUGCCAGCACACCUCCAGUGCAGGCACUGGCUGGGGUGAGGUAACAGAAGGCUGCGGGCUUAAUUCCAUGUGCAGCAGGUCAUCACUGAGCACCUGCUAUGCGCCAGGUGCUCUGCUGGGACCUCAGGGGGAAGAGACAGGAACCCCUGGGAUGGUUCUUGAUGUCAGUGCACUCACGCUUCAGUGAGCAUUAGAAACAAUGUAGAGCAGAGGCGAGGUGAGAGCAGGUAUGUAGGAAGCUGACAUCCAGGGGAGCAGGGUGACAGGGCCCGAGAAGGCAACAGGAGAGCGGCACCUCCUGCAGGAGCGCCGGAUGCUACUGAUCUCUGCAGAGCCCCAGGUGCAGCCCAGGGACAGGGAAAUGCAGACCAGGGGCUGAGUGCUGCCUCAGACCAGGUCUGGUACUCCAAGUUUCACCUUGGGCCACCUGGGAGUGGGGGAUGUCACAUGGGCAGGGUCCUCGCUGGGGCGUAGUGGUCCGGGCUCAGGGAAGAAAAGGUCUGAGCUGAGUCUAGAGGCCUGAACUUUUUUAAGUCUGCUGUGAGGGAAUGACAGGCAUGUCUGUCUGUCUGUGCUGAUGCGGAAGCAGUGUCCCUGCUCAUACCCAGGUCAUGGACAAGGUGAAGUGUUGCGUGUUCCUCACUGCUGUGUUGGUCAAGGGAGGGACACCUGUGACCCACAGCAGAGGGGGCACCAACACCAUGACUAAAAUAAAAACAUCCUCAACACUGAAAGAGGUUACUUUUAUUCGCCGGCAAACACCACUGCCCCUCUGGGCAGGACAAAUGCGGCACCGUGCCCAGCUGGCACUGUGGGCCCUGCCCGAGGCAGCAGCAGUCACCAUGGCGUGACUCAGGACAGCCAUGUGGGUGGCUCUGUGGUGCAAGGACCUUCGUCACAGUCAAGAGCCUUUGGCCGCCAGGCCUACCAGCAAGAGAUGCCAGCCCUGGGCCAGGCUAUGCCCCUGCUCACACCCUGUCCCCUCUUGGCUGUCCCAGACCCUGCCGCUCUCAAUGCCAAUCUGCUAGAUGACAAAUUAGGUAUCCAUCCUCCUGCUCUGUCAUCUCUGGGGACCUCAGCUUCCUCCUGGUCAAACAGGAGAUGGUGAAUUCACAUGCUGCAUCUGUCGGGGCUCACAGGGAGAGGGCUUUUCAGGGCUCCAUCUG
Molecule: messenger RNA, 3213 nt
Organism: Cavia porcellus (domestic guinea pig)
Lineage: Eukaryota; Metazoa; Chordata; Mammalia; Rodentia; Caviidae
Gene: Bsnd
Product: barttin CLCNK type accessory subunit beta
Exons: 4
Coding region: 245-1210 (321 amino acids)
Biological process (GO): chloride transport
Cellular component (GO): basolateral plasma membrane; plasma membrane
Molecular function (GO): chloride channel regulator activity
Source: RefSeq, a predicted model, not a curated record